UCGUCUUUCAAAUGGUGUAAAUCUCGGUUUGCCAAACUGGUUAGGAGUUCAUCAUUUUGGUCGAGAAAAAUAACAACAAGCGGUAAAGAGUUUUGACAAGAAAUGGCGCGAAAUGAAUAGAUGGACACGCGUGCUGGUUUUGGCGGUAAAUUGAGUGUAAACGUACCACAUAUAUAAAAGCAGCCAUUUUGCGAGAGCGUUCUUUGUGCAAUGGCUUUGCAAUGCCGAAACAUGAGUGUUUUACGCAAUGUCGUCCACUUAAAAAGAAAUUUAAGAUGUCUUUCAGAUAAGGAUUAUAUCGAGAAAACUUCAAUGCAUGAACAAAGCAUGUUUUCUUUCCCAAACAAUGGCGAAACUGAACAAGAAACAAGAUACAUGAUUUUUAUGGGAUAAAAGAUGACAAAGUCCAAGUCAAAAAGCAAGAAAGCUGAGAAAAAUAAAGAUUCGUCUUCAGCAGCAAAUGCGAACGAAGUYAAGCCUCCAAGCGUGGGCAGUGAACUUACGCCUGCUUCUCCGAGUCCCGUGAACGUAAUUCCRAAAAACGUGCCAAAAGUAUGGUUCCAAAGUGAGAUUCAGAGUAUGAUGUAUGCAUUUGGUGAUAGUAGAAGACCUUCACCAGACUCUGCUGUGCUUAUAGAAGAAAUAGUUCACCAACAGAUGUCCAGUAUGAUCAUUAGAGCUGCUGAAGUAACAAACAUGCGUGGAGGAAGGUUUAUGAGUAUGGAGGAUGUACUGUUUCUAAUGAGAAGAGACAAAGACAAGCUAAAGAGGCUGAUCAAAUACCUCACAUUCAAAGAYUUGAAGAAUAARACACAGAAACAGGUGUCAAAUGAUGAUGACGAUGUCCUGGAUGUUGCUGCAUCAAGUGAGCUUAARGGYAGCAAGAGAAGGAAAAUUUCAUAUGACUUUUUGAGCACCAUAGACCAUACAGGAGAUUUGAUAUCUUUGUUUGAUGAUGAUGACUAUGAUGAAAUCAAGCAGGAGAGAAAUGAGAGAGCUGAUAGAAUAUCAAGAACCCUUGACCACCAGCAAUAUUUGGACUACAUUGAGUGCAGACAAGCCAACUUCAAUAAAAAAGCAGGAAAAUUCAAGGAAUGGGUAGACUGUGGCUCAYUGAUUGACAUGAAACCCAAUGCACCAGUCAUGGAGAUCUUCAGCUACUUGGCUUAUGAAACUGUCGCACAGCUUGUAGACUUGGCACUGUUGGUUAAAAAGGAUGCUGAGGGUGGAGAUGCUCUGACUGUUGCCAUGCCAACUGUAUCUAGUUUACCACAGAUUCAAACACUACUAAAUACAUCUUCCUCUUCAUCUACAACAUCAACAACACCUAACCAUACGCCACCUAGCACACCUACAACACCAACUACUAGUACARCAUCCUUACCAUUCUURCCAAGCCCUACACACAGUACUACAUCUACAACACCAAGUACUUCUACAUCUACCAAGUCAAAGUCAAAGAAACGCAAGGCUAAGAGCUCAUCAACAGCUCUACAGGAAACCAGUUCUGAUUGCAUCCAGCCAUGGCACAUUAGAGAAGCACUACGGAGGUACAACUACUAUAUAGGACCUAUGGCACCAUAUUCAUCUCACAUCAAGUCUACUCCAGCUUAUCGAUCCUUGUGYUGCUAACAAUAUCAACACUUUAUUUAAAUGUUAGCAGCUUGCUUUUAAACAACAAGCUGAUCCUUAAAUAGAGCUACAUUCCUAUAUUGUAUACUACAUUGAGUCCUUUAUUUGACAACUGUGCAAUAUUAA
Exaiptasia diaphana is the source of this 1758-nucleotide messenger RNA. Its product is annotated as transcription initiation protein SPT3 homolog. Gene Ontology annotation, biological process: transcription by RNA polymerase II. The coding region runs from base 397 to 1632 and encodes 411 amino acids. The record is from RefSeq and is a predicted model, not a curated record. Gene Ontology annotation, molecular function: protein heterodimerization activity; transcription coactivator activity. Lineage: Eukaryota; Metazoa; Cnidaria; Anthozoa; Actiniaria; Aiptasiidae. The transcript is spliced from 12 exons.